Helicoverpa zea (corn earworm) is the source of this 1477-nucleotide messenger RNA. RefSeq names its product Y-box factor homolog (gene yps). Gene Ontology annotation, cellular component: nucleus. Lineage: Eukaryota; Metazoa; Arthropoda; Insecta; Lepidoptera; Noctuidae. Gene Ontology annotation, biological process: regulation of gene expression. The transcript is spliced from 5 exons. The coding region runs from base 104 to 922 and encodes 272 amino acids. Gene Ontology annotation, molecular function: nucleic acid binding. The record is from RefSeq and is a predicted model, not a curated record.
GCUAGUCAAGUCAAUUGUAACGACGACUAAGACCGGUGAACAUCGAGGAGAGGUCGUGGAGGAAUUUACCAUCUAGCCACCAUCGCCGUUCGCCAAUUACACCAUGGCUGAUACCGAAAAGGCGCCGCAGCCGCAGCCCCAACAGCAGCAGCAACAAGAGCAACAACCCCAACAGCAACCGCAACAAGUUAAAGCGGCUAAACAAAAGCAGGUCAUUGCUGAGAAAGUUUCGGGAACUGUCAAAUGGUUUAACGUGAAGAGUGGAUAUGGUUUCAUCAACAGGAAUGACACCAAGGAGGAUGUAUUUGUGCAUCAAACUGCGAUCGCCCGGAACAACCCUCGCAAGGCUGUGCGCUCGGUCGGCGACGGGGAGGCGGUGGAGUUUGCCGUGGUUGCCGGGGAGAAAGGCUAUGAAGCAGCCGGAGUAACUGGUCCCGGUGGUGAGCCAGUAAAGGGCUCGCCCUACGCAGCUGACAAACGCCGCGGUUUCCACCGCCAGUACUAUCCCCGUCAAGGUGGCGGACGUGGUGGGGAGGGCGCUCCACGUAGAGGUGGAAUAGGACGUCGUGGGCCCCCGCCCAACCAGGGGGGUGCACAGGGGGAUGAAGGUCAGGAGGGUGGCGGAGCACCACCACAGCGCAGCUAUUUCCGUCGCAAUUUCCGCGGCGGACGCCGUGGUGGCGGUCCCGGGCCAAUGAACCGUGGCGGCUACCGUCGUAUGCGUCCACGCAACUUCCAGCAGGGCCAGGGACAGGGUCAGCCCCAAGCAGGUGGUCAGCCGAACCAAGCACCACGCCAGAACGGUCAAGAGGCAGAGGCCCCAGCCACUGCUGCUUCACCAACCCAACAGGCUAAGCCAAAACCAACCAACAAGCCUGCUGGAACCACCAUUGAGACCACAACCAAUGAGAGCCAGGCCUAAACACCCUGCAGCUGCACUGUGUGGCGCACACCCUUACGUAGUGAAUGUUAAUUCUAGCUGUGCCACAUAUCCAUCACAACUUUGUCUUGUCUGUACAACUGAAGAGUGUUUUGUUUUAUUGUUGUUGCAGAAGCUUUUACAUCUAAGAAACUCUGCACUUUAUCAUCUUUUUAUUGGAAUGUAAUGUAAGGGGAAGGUUUAAAUGGAACUGCAUAGUUUGAAGUAUCAUAGAUCAAAAAUGUGAUAUUUUUAUUAUUCUAAACGUUAUCAAUUUUUUUAUUAUACUGGCAACAUGAGUGUGUAAAGUAUUUUUUAACCAAUGACAUAUUAUACAAGUUUUGGAUAACCAAAGUUUUAACUGUGCAUCUAAUGUUUAGAAAUUGAAAUUAAAUGCAGGUUCCUACGCCCCAAAUGAUUUGUGCAUGUUAAAGAAAGGUGAUUAGUUAAUUAUAAAUUUUAAGGAUACAUGUUUUAACAAGUCUUAUUUGUAAUUAAAUCAUUCGUGCUGAAAACAACACUCUCAGAAAUAAAAACUUCUUUUUACCUGUGUGAAAA